Messenger RNA from Talaromyces atroroseus, 360 nucleotides. RefSeq lists its product as hypothetical. The coding region runs from base 1 to 360 and encodes 119 amino acids. Lineage: Eukaryota; Fungi; Ascomycota; Eurotiomycetes; Eurotiales; Trichocomaceae. The record is from RefSeq and is a predicted model, not a curated record. The transcript has a single exon.
AUGUUCCGGCCUUCCCCAACCUGGAUCUCGCUUCCGGACCACGAGGUAUACCAAACUCUUCAGGCAAUUCAUCAUAUCCACAGAGCGAAAGCGAGCGUUCCCCUGCACCUUGCCGUCUUCGAUUUCAACGAUACUGAUGAAACCGAAAUCGAAGACUAUCGUGAAUCACCUACGAGUCCUAGCCCUAGCUUUACCUGGUCAUCGUCCGGACUAUAUACACCUAAUAUGCGCCCCGGCGAUGUGCACGUAUUGGAGAAUCGUAUUCGAGCCAGACUCUACGCAGGGCUGAACCCGAAAAGAGUCGCACGAGGAGAGACAAAUGAUUGGGGAGAUGCGAGUAAGACUCUGUGCGGUUCAUGA